Pseudonaja textilis is the source of this 543-nucleotide messenger RNA. NCBI's taxonomy places the organism in Eukaryota, Metazoa, Chordata, Lepidosauria, Squamata, Elapidae. The record is from RefSeq and is a predicted model, not a curated record.
AUCAAGGAUGAUGGGCACAGCCUGGGUGUACUGUCGCUCCCACUGUCACAACUGCUCGCUGCAGAAGAGCUCGUCCUCGACCACUGGUUCCAACUCAGCAACUCUGGUCCUUCUAGCCAGAUUUUGAUGCGAGUGCAGCUUGGGCUUCUGAUUUCUCAGCACUCGGGGGUGGAGGCUUUCCAUGCUGCAGCAGGGGACGAAUAUGAGGAGAAUUCCCAGAAGGGAUCCGAGACUGAGCUGUAUAUCAGAGAGGAUGGAGACUCUGGCUCUUUGCAAGAGCUGCGCCAGCGGAUCCCCCACACCAACAGUAAUUUGGAGCUAGUAGACACGCCUCUGGGACAGCUGCACAUGACUGUCUGGUACAACAUGGAUGCAAGGAAACUUAUCGUGAUCAUACAUGCCUGCAGAAACCUCAAGUCAAACGGCAGGGAUGCUCCUGAUUCCUACGUCUCUUUGAUCCUGCUGCCGGACAAAUCUCGUGUCACCAAGAAAAAGACUACUGUACGGAAGAAAACUGUGAAUCCCGAGUUCAAUGAGAAGUAA